Messenger RNA from Centropristis striata (black sea bass), 2717 nucleotides. It is a transcript of the gene ppp1r12c, whose product is annotated as protein phosphatase 1, regulatory subunit 12C. Gene Ontology annotation, molecular function: enzyme inhibitor activity; protein kinase binding; phosphatase regulator activity. Gene Ontology annotation, biological process: signal transduction. Bases 182 to 2302 code for a protein of 706 amino acids. Gene Ontology annotation, cellular component: cytoplasm. The record is from RefSeq and is a predicted model, not a curated record. The transcript has 20 exons. Lineage: Eukaryota; Metazoa; Chordata; Actinopteri; Perciformes; Serranidae.
CUCAGAGCGGAGAAGAAGCAGGAAGUGAAAGUCACACAUGGAGGGUGUGUCCAUAGAUAGAAACAUAAAUAUAAAUCUAUCUAUCUAUGGGUGAGUCCUCCUCUACAGCUCCUCUCUCUGUGACAUAACCUCCCAGUCCUGCUCCUCCUGCUCCUCCUGCUGCGGUAGGGAGGAGGACACCAUGGGGGACUCGGCCCGGACCAGGCGCAGGGAGCAGCUGAAGCGCUGGGCCGGCUCCUGCACCGACAGAGCCCCGGCCCUGCCCCGGAGGAGGUGGAGGGGAGCCGGGGAGCAGCCCGCCGGGGAGCCCGGGGAGCAGCAGCCUCCCCGGGGAGGAGCAGAGGAGACCAGCCCGGAGCUCAAACGGAGGAAGAGGGUGAGGUUCGACCGGGCCGCAGAGUUCCUGGCUGCCUGCGCCAGCGGAGACACCGACGAGGCCCAGGUGAUGCUGAAGGAGGCCCAGGUGAUGCUGAAGGAGGCCGAGGAAACCAAACGGAGGGACGAAGAAACCAAACGGAGGGACGAAGAGGACGAAGUGGGAGAACUGAUCAACUGCUCCAACGCUGACGGGAUCACGGCUCUGCACCAGUCGUGCAUCGAUGGCAGCAUGGAGAUCGUGUCCUUCCUGCUGGAGAACGGCGCCACGGUGAACCAGGUGGACAACGAGGGCUGGACGCCGCUGCACGUGGCUGCGUCCUGCGGCUACCCCGAGAUAGCAGACUUUCUGCUGCAGAACGGAGCGUCUCUGUGUGCUGUGAACUGUGACGGAGACGUUCCUCUGGACAUCGCUCUGGACGAGACCACCGAGUCUCUGCUGCACAGCUACUCCCAGAGGCAGGGUGUGGACCUGGAGGCCGCCAAGCGUCUGGAGGAGGAGCAGAUCCUGUCGGACGCCCGGACCUGGCUGAAGGAGGGCCCCCCCGCUGACGUGCAGCACCCCCGGACCGGGGCCACGCCGCUGCAUGUGGCUGCAGCUAAAGGCUACCUGGAGGCCCUGAAGAUCCUGUGUCAGUGCGGUCUGGACGUGUCGGCGGUGGACCUGGACGGCUGGACGCCGCUCCACGCCGCCGCUCACUGGGGCCAGAGCGAAGCCUGCCGCGUCCUGGCAGAACACCUCUGUGACAUGGAGGCUCGCAGCAACGCCGGUCAGACGCCGUUCGACGUGGCUGAUGAAAGCGUGGAGGAGCUCCUGGAGGAGUUAUCACAGAAACAAUCGAUCUUAGAGAAACAGAAUCCUCAGAGCCCCAACGCCGCCAACGCUCCCAACAAGAAGCGCAGGAGCUCCGUGUGCAGGAUGAGCAGCAGAGACAAGAUGAACGUCCAGGACCAGUCCAAGGAGAGAGGAGUGUCUGGAGGUCUGGAGCUGAGGGAGGAGAAGGAGAGCAGCCCCGAAUCCUCGGCGGUGUCCAGUCCAGAGAGCCUCCCCACUCUGAGCUCUGCUGACAAGACUCCAGAGGAGAAGGAGGAGGAGGAGAAGGAGCAGGACAAGGCGAACCGCACCGCCAGAGUCCAGCCGACUCCUCAGACGCCUCAGACCAGGGAGGCCGAGAGCCCCAACACCCCCAACACCGACCGCCGCAAGUUCCAGGCUCCCGUCAGAGACGAAGAGUCGGAGUCCCAGAGGAAAGCUCGCUCUCGGCUGAUGCGCCAGUCUCGCCGCUCCACACAGGGUGUGACUCUGACGGACCUGAAAGAAGCUGAGAAGACUGUGAGUAAAGCGUCCGAUCUUCCUCCUCCUCUUCCUCGCAGCGUGCAGCCCGUCAGCCCCAUCGUUACCGUGACGCCCGCUGAGAGGGAUCCAGAAGCUGUGAACCAGGGGGAGGUGGAGGAGAAGCGUCUGGGAGUGAAGGAGAGGAGGAGAGGGAGGAGAGAGAGACGCUCCACCGGCAUCGUUCAGCUCGACGCUGAGAACGAAGAUGAAGACGCUCAGUCAGAUGACACCAACAGUGUUUCUCAGGAGAGUUCACCUGGAGACAACAUGUCCUCUGACUACAGAACGCUGUACUUUAAGGUCCUGCAGGACAACGUGUCCCUGAAGGAGCAGCUGACGGAGAUGGAGCUGCUGCUGAGUCAGAACAAGGUGGAGCUGGAGAGACUCCGACAGGUUCGACAGAGUGAGGAGGGAUCCUCAGACAGACCGGCCCUGCUGGAGCUGGAGAGAUAUGAGAAGAUGGCCCUCCAGAGGAAAGCCGUGGAGCUGGAGGAUGAGCUGAAGGUUCUGGGGGACCUGAGAGCAGACAACCAGAGGCUGAAGGACGAGAACGCCGCCCUCAUUCGAGUCAUCAGCAAACUGUCCAGAUGAACGUUAGAAACUAAAGUAGCCGGAGUGGAAAGUGUUAAAGAGGAACUCGUGUCAGCACAUCAAGUCAAACUGGAAGAACAACGUGUAGAUUUCAGGGUUUUUAUGUUUCGGCAGAUCUACUGUACAACAAGCUCCGCUGCUCCUCCUUUUAUAUUAAUAAGUCUUGUAUUUUUUAACUGGAAUAUUUUAAUGUGCUUUGCUCCUCUGAUACUUUGUAUAAAGUCUGUAUUAAGAGAUUUAAAGCCAUGCACAAAAGAUCACAGCGACGUUUUAAAAAGCCUUCUGACCUCUGAAGAGGAGAGAAAUAAAAAUAAAGCCAGUCGGGUUCAUGCCAGUGACUAGAAAAGACUUCCUGUAAAUGUGCCAAAAACCAGCCCUGGCUCCUCCAGGUCCUCCAGGUCUACAGGUCUGCAGG